UAGAUUGUUCCUUGUUGCUAUUUGGCGCUGUACUGUUAGCGAUUUUGUGUGUGCCGUAGAUCACAACUUCAGUAGGCUACAGGGUAACACUAACAGGAUCUAGAAUCUAGAGCAGUUGCUAAGUUCUAAAGAAGGCUAAGACUAAAAACUAUACAAACAACUGAAAAGAGUUUUAGAAAAUCUAUUUUUUUAAAGCGUUUGAUUGAGCCGCCUCUCUGCAUUUUCCUAGAUUAGUAUACUAAUAGUAAUAGUAAUAGUCUACUAAGUAAUAGAUAUAGUUAAAUAUAGUAGAGAAUCUACAUUCAGUUUAUUUGCAAAGAAGAUUUAUUUUUAAAGGAUAUACGGGAAACACCUCAAGUUCCUGGUCAACAUAUUGGACAGUUUCCACCUAUACAUAACUCUACUUAUUUUAAAAUUUAUAAAAAUUCACCAUGGCCCUCUGGAGCAUCUGGCUUAACUGGUCAAUUAUCAACAUGAACGGAUGUGAAAAUAUUGUGAACGGACAAGAUUUUAAUAAUAUGUGCUUACCUAAUUCAUCCUUUAAAUCGAUAAGACACUGUUAUAAAAACAAACUAAAACUAGACUCUAACCGGCCUCAGAAAGAUAUUUAGUGUUCUCAAUGGAGUACAACACUUAUGAAUUUGCGUGUGAAAUACAGUGAAUUUAUAAUGACAAGUAAAAGCUAAAUAAAUAUUUCAUAAUCAAUUUCUUUAUUAAUUAAUACAAUUAACUGUAGAAAAGUGUAAAGAGUUAUUUUAAUUUUAGAUGUGUGAUUUAAUUCGUUAUUGUAAAACUGUGAUUUCAUUAAAAGUGAAUUUGAUCAUCCAAUAAUCAUGGCAAUAAUGGAUGUUAUAGCAGAGAAAAGUGAUAAACUCAUGCCUGAGAUAUCGGCAGACAUCAUUAUUGAAAAGCCAAAGGUUUUUUUGAAGAAGCGGAUCAGCCUUUUCCAGUGUGUUAGUAUAAUAGUUGGGAUCAUUGUUGGUUCUGGGAUUUUUGUCUCCCCUGUUGGGAUAACAGCUCAAGUGCAGUCAGUGGGUAUGUCACUGGUGAUGUGGGGCGUGGUUGGAUUAUACUCAACACUGUGCGCCCUCUGCUAUGCGGAGCUGGGUGCCAGCCUGCCAGAGUCUGGGGGAGAGUACGUUUACAUCAGACACGCCUGGGGGGACUUUGCUGCUUUCCUGUGUCUGUGGAUGAACAUGGUUAUCAUCAGCCCUGCCUGUGUCGCAGCAGCCAGCCUCAUUUUUGCCUCGUAUAUUCUCAAGAUGGUAUUCAUUAACUGUGAGCCCCCUGAACAGCCUGUUAAAUUAAUUGCGUUCUUAAUCAUUGCUUUAGUAAUUGUUGUCAACUGGUACAAUGUAAACUGGGCCACCAAACUGCAAGUGGUCAUCACUUCCUGCAAACUGCUGGCCCUACUUACAAUAGUAAUCAUUGGGUUUUAUACCCUGGGUCAAGGCAACACUGAAAACUUUAAAGAUGCUUUUGAAGGUAGCGACUACAGUGCUGGUGCCAUUUCCAUUGCAUUUUAUUGUGGUUUUUGGGCUUACGGUGGAUGGAACUACUUAAACUUUUUAACGGAAGAAGUUAUCAAACCUCAUCGCAAUCUUCCUUUGGGCGUUAUAAUAUCUAUACCUAUUGUAACUGUGAUUUACAUAACUGUGAACGUGGCUUAUUUUUCUGUCCUUACACCUAUGGAGAUGCUGCAGUCCUCUGCAGUUGCUGUGACUUUCCUUGAGAGAACUGUACGUUCUUUAUCCUAUGUGAUUCCUGUCAUGAUUUCUAUUUCUGUUGUUGGCAGCAUUAAUGGCGCUGUACUUGGUAUGUCAAGAUUGUUUUGUGUGGCUGCAAGAAAUAAUCACUUGCCCCUCAUUUUUUCAAUGGUCCACAUACACACCUCUAUACCUAGACCUUCCUUUUUGAUUAUGUUCAUCUUUGUGGUUCUGAUGCAGAUGUUUGGGGAUAUUUUUUUACUAAUUGAAAUGAUGGGAUUCUGCCUAUCAAUUGUUCUUACCUUGGUAUUCAGUGGGCAGGUCUUGAUGCGUAGGACAAAACCUAAUCUCUCAAGGCCUAUUAAGCUACCAUGGAUACUGCCAGUAGUGUUGUGUUUAUCAAGCCUGGCUAUUCUAAUAACAACAGUAUAUCAAAAGCCAAGUGAGAGUUGUCUGGCCCUGAUGGUGGUAGCGUGUGGGUUACCAGCCUAUCUGCUGGGUUCCAAAUGUAGGAAGCCACAGUACAUUCAGCGUGUCAUAGACCAAGCUACAAGAAUUCUGCAAAUUCUGAUGCAAGUUUACCCACCUGACAAACAAGGCUCUAAAGAAACCACAAGAAAUUAGUAGGUCUUUACACUGGUUUCUUCACACCGAAGUCACAGCAGAGUUAACUGCACUAUACAUUUAACCUAAAACAGUUUGUAGUCCAGACAUGGAACAAGUCUUUGAAAAAUGUGGUGAAGCCGACCAAAGUCCUACAUGGGCUGUUCAGCCAAAAGGAUGGGUGGAUGGAUUUUACUUUUGUCAUAUUAAAAAUACUUAUCGAAAUAUGUAUAACAUUCAUAUUAUUUGGAAAGAAAUAUACUUCAUUUUUAUUAAGAUACUUAACAUAGCAUUGUUUUUUUAGCAUAUACUAAUUGCACAGUUUCUCUAUGAAAGCUUUUAUUGUGUUUGUAUGCUUACAUAUUAUUUAA
This is a messenger RNA of Physella acuta, 2680 nucleotides long. Its product is annotated as cystine/glutamate transporter. Gene Ontology annotation, biological process: amino acid transmembrane transport. Gene Ontology annotation, molecular function: L-amino acid transmembrane transporter activity. NCBI's taxonomy places the organism in Eukaryota, Metazoa, Mollusca, Gastropoda, Physidae. The record is from RefSeq and is a predicted model, not a curated record. Gene Ontology annotation, cellular component: membrane.